This is a messenger RNA of Lodderomyces orthopsilosis Co 90-125, 1230 nucleotides long. RefSeq lists its product as uncharacterized. The transcript has a single exon. Lineage: Eukaryota; Fungi; Ascomycota; Pichiomycetes; Serinales; Debaryomycetaceae. The coding region runs from base 1 to 1230 and encodes 409 amino acids. Gene Ontology annotation, molecular function: histone binding. The record is from RefSeq and is a predicted model, not a curated record. Gene Ontology annotation, cellular component: Rpd3L-Expanded complex; Rpd3L complex; cytoplasm. Gene Ontology annotation, biological process: regulation of gene expression.
AUGGAAGAAACAUCAGGGAGGGCAGAUACACUGCAAGAAGAGCCGAUACCAUCAUUAAUUGGUGAAGAUGCAGAGAAUAAUUACCGUAUAUGGAAGAAGAAUGCCCCAUACCUUUAUGAUUACCUAUCAACCAAUUCACUACUAUGGCCAUCCUUGACCGUGCAAUUUUUCCCUGAUAUAACACAUGCUGAUAAUGAAGUAGCUGGUGAUUAUAUCCUUCAAAGGUUGCUUCACGGGACCUUUACAUUGGGACAGUCUGUGGUUGAUUCAAUUUCAAUUUUGCAGAUUCCCACUUAUACAAAUCUCAAUAAACAUAUUCAAAUAGACAAACUAGAUUAUAAUCCAGAUAAAGAAGAAUUCGAGGUAAAUGCACCAUCCCUUCCGAAGCCGAAGGUUUUACAAAAGAUCAAUCAGUAUGGAGAUGUCAAUAAAUUGAGUUAUAUGCCUCAAAACCCGAACAUAAUUGCCAGUGCUAAUAAUUUCGGUGAUAUUUUGAUAUUUGAAAGAACCAAGCAUAAGAGCUUUCAAAAACUGAUAAUAGAUGAUAUCGAAGCAAAUAAACCACAACUAAAAUUGGGGACGAAGGCGGAACUUUUUGCUAUGGACUGGAACAAGAAUAGAGAAGGUUACUUAGUCUCUGGAGAUACUAAAGGAAACAUUAGUCUAUAUGAUUUGAAAGGCUAUUCGAAGUCAGGGGGCUUGAGCGAGGCUAAAUAUUGGAAGAGCAAAAGUGAUGUCAACGACAUUGAAUGGUUCCCUACCCAUGAUUCUUUGUUGGGGUACGUUGAGGAGGCAGGAUGCUUAACCAUUCAGGACAUUAGAGGGGAUGUCAUAAGCAAACAACUCACCUCAGCAAUCAAUUCAAUAGCAAUAAACCCUAAUAUAUCAACAGUUUUAGCCACGGGUGACUCCACGGGUUCAAUCAAAGUUUGGGAUAUGCGUAAUCUCAAUGAGCCUGUCCAAAGUUUCACCCCCCACUCAAAACCAAUUACCCAACUAAAGUGGAACCGAAAACACGCUCAAGUACUUGCGUCCUCGUCAACAGAUUGUCUGGUGAAGCUCCACAAUGUGUCUAAAGAAGAGCCAACAAUUUUCCAACACCUUGGCCAUAUGCUAGGAGUUAAUGAUUUUGAUUGGUCUUAUGCUGACGACUGGAUGAUUGCCAGUGUGGCCGAUGACAACUCUCUACAUGUAUGGAAACCAUCACAACAAGUUCAAAACGCUAUCUAA